Molecule: messenger RNA, 1434 nt
Organism: Trypanosoma brucei brucei TREU927
Lineage: Eukaryota; Euglenozoa; Kinetoplastea; Trypanosomatida; Trypanosomatidae
Exons: 1
Coding region: 1-1434 (477 amino acids)
Cellular component (GO): cytoplasm
Source: RefSeq, a predicted model, not a curated record
AUGGCGGCUAAUGAGGGGAACCAAUCAUGCAUGGACGCUCUUUCUUCCAUCACCUUUGCCCAGUUGGCAGGACCCCUGCAACCCGUGUACGGGCCGAGCAGAGUUCCACGCCACCAACAGUUUGUGGACUUGGUUACCGAUAGCAGCGGGAUGAGUCCAUUUAUUCCUUUCGGCACCCAAGGGAGUGCCAACAGCAGCACCGCCUUCCCUGUGGACAACGCAUACUUGUCGAAAAGAGCACCACCGGAGUCCGAGGGGCAGAAUCGCGCCGCAUAUUAUAACAAUUCUUCCGCAUCCAUGCAAACCCCAGAAAAGGUUGACAAACCGCAGAUGCUCCGGCAAGUUUCUGUUGGUGCUCCAACACCUUCUUCUGGGAUGGGUAUGACCGCUUCGCCAGCCACAGUGUGCCGGUACAUCACACACGCAACGCCAGGCAGUGCUCUCCUCGAUGAAACUUGCACUCGCACAUACCUGCGCAGCGCUCCAAUGAACUUCGUUGCUUCAACUGGGAUUACCACCGAUAACGCGAUCGGUGCAGUGUCAAACGCCGUCCUAUCUGCUGCAGCAGCAGCGCUACCAUCAGUGAAGGUGUCGAUAGACGAUAAACCCACCUCUCUCGCAAUAGAGCUGGAGCAGGCAUACGAAGAGCAUGUGCAUGAGAGUAAGCGAAGGGUGGGUGACAAGGUGAAGCGAAAGGAGAAAAAGGUGCUCGUCACCGUUGGUUUCCCUGGUGUUGAUAACGUACCACAAAUGAUCUCCGAUGGCACAGAGGAACAGCUAUUGAAUAAGGAGGAGGUGGAGCAAGGGAAGCGCAGAAGGGAGCGAAGGCAGUCAAGAGGGAAGAACAAGCAGAAAGGCGACAACAACAAUAACAACUGCAUCUUUCACGACGGCGACAAGUUUGUCUCCAACUUCUCUUCGAUCCAUGCUGACAAUGAGUCGCAUGGGGAGUGUGGGGAUAGAAAGUUUCUUGUUACUCUGCGCUGUCACGGCCACCGUGAUGUGACUGCCAUAUGCUGCUUGCGGUUAAGCAAAGGCAAAUAUGUGAUUUUCGAAGCAGACCGUGGCGUUGACCUCGGUGAAGUGAUCAAUGUGAAGGAGUUGAUCUCGGAACCAAGCGGGAACUCCGCACCAGCGCAAGUGCUGCGGUGCGCCCUGGAUGAAGAGGUAGAGGACUGGAAGGGACCGCUUGUGGAGAGGGAGAACGAGGCGGUGGAGGAAUGCCGUCAUGUGUGUGAACAACUCGGGCUCACUAUUCGCGUGGUUGGAGCCGCCUACCAGUUUGAUCGGCAGAAGCUGACAUUUAUGUACGAAAGCGAUGAUCGCGUGGACUUCCGAGCACUUCUGCAGGUGAUGUUCUCCAAGUUUCGCUGCCGUAUUUGGAUGGAGCGCCGAGGCCGAGGCCACCAAGACAAUGAUGCACACACUGGCUGA